UAUUAGUAAUUAUAUCGACCGAACCUAGUUGGCUGACAAUUCCGGAACCUCACUUGGAAAAUGAAAUAUAAGGUAAAAAGAAACGAACAUCGGAGGCAAACGUUUCAAAUAACUAAUACUGGAUUACAAAAUUGGAUCAGAAGAAAUAAUAUGAAAAACUAAAGCAAUUAAAAUAAUUGUGAUAUUUUACAUCAUAAAUGGUGUGUCCUGUAGCGACUAUGCAUUGUCGCCUGCAAUCUUAUCGGAAACCGUUGAGCCUCUCUAACUUCAUUUGCCAUUCGAGCCCCGUUCGACACAGCAGCAUAUACGAUCGCACAUAGUACCGAAAGAGCAGCAACGUGCUUUAUUGCAAAAAAGAAAACAAAAUACAUUCACGUGGCUGCCGAUAUUCCUCGAUAGUCAAUUAUAAUAAUUCAAGUGUAAAUCUCAUUUCAAAGUAUGAAGUGCGGAAGAAUUUCGUGGACAUGGUUAUCCCUGCUAUCUUUAACAAGCUUUUACGUGUCAAUAAAAGCGACCGAACUAGACCCGAUGGCCACAAGGAAGAUACUUCCAGUGUACGCGGUUUUGGAAAAUGCUGAUCUUCUAAAUUCCAGCAGAUGUCGGACGGAGAUAGAUGAAUUUCGGAAUGCGGUGAAUAACCAGAUACUUUGGGCUCUAAGAGCAUUGGAUACCAGUGGCGUACCAUCCGGAGGAUUUGUCGUCGGGAACAACCAUUGGCUAGGAGACCGACUAGGUUGCAAGCUUUUCUCUGAAAAUCGCACGGUAUUGCUAUCGGACAAAAUACGAAAGAACAAUUCCAUAUACCGGAACCCGAAUGAAGAGUAUUCACCUUUUGAGUUUCGUUUUUUUAUUGCACGUGCGCGGCACAAUAGCACUGUGCAAUAUCAUAUAGAAGUAGAAGACGAAGAUUUGAUCACGCUUGGACUUUGCUUACCGGCAUCCUGCAGCAUAGGCGAUGUUGCCACUAUGCUUGAUAAAGUAUUUCGUAAUGAGACACUUUUCAUUGGAAAACUUUUUGAUAUACACCUCAAGCUGAUCGAAGUCUCCGAUUUGGUGGAUGAUGGUCAAUGGCUACUCUCUGCGAAAAUGAUCUGCAUCAUAGGAGUUUUGCUAUCGUUGUGUGUUACUGUAAUAGCGGCCACAGUGUACGACGUUUUCGUAUAUCGAAAGCGUUUGAAUAACGAAGGGGGAAAGCUUACGUUCGAAAGUAACAACGCGAUACCAUUGGACAACGGAAUAGAUGAGAAACGCGAAACCGACAAUGAGGAAUCAGCACCCCGCGAGUCGGGGCAGUUGAAUCGUUUCAGCCAACAUCUUCUGUGCUUUUCAUUUCUUACUAAUGUAGAGGAAAUAUUUAAGCUGGAAAAGAGUGAAGAUAAACUACGCUUAUUCUACGGUUUGAAAACGGUGACUAUGGUAUGGAUUAUUCUGGGGCACAUAUUAUUCUUCGGAUUUCAUGUUAUGAGUAACACAUGGCUUGUAUAUACAAUGGACGACCAUAUACUGUCGCAAAUCAUAAGUAACUUCACAUUAUCGGUGGAUGCAUUUUUCUUUAUGAGUGGUUUUCUGUUAUCAUAUUCAUUUCUGAAGGAACGACGAAAAUAUCAUGGAAUUCCGCCUAUAGCAAAGAGGAUGAACGAAUUUUUUCAAAAGAUCGUCAAACGAUAUAUAAGGCUUACACCUGCAUAUUUCGUUGUCAUACUGAUAACGAUAUUGAAUUUUACCUGGGACGAUCAUGUCUCAGUACUUCUUCCCGCUGAGCAUCCACAUACAAAGUGUUCCAAAUAUUGGUGGACUAACAUACUUUACAUCAACAACUUCUAUAGAUGGGAUGAGCUAUGUCUCGUAUGGAGUUGGUACUUGCCCAAUGAUAUGCAGUUCUUCGUAUUUGGCAGUUUUCUUCUAACUUUAUCGAUCACGCAUUACAAUAUCGCCAUGGGCAUAGGCAUUGUUACGCUACUCUCAUCGAUAGGAUCACUCGUUUACACGGGAUACACUCUUAAUUACCAGCCUACACUAGACGGACAAUAUAGAACGAUGUCAGAGAUUUAUAUACGACCAUGGUGUAGAAUACCGCCAUAUCUCAUAGGAAUGGCCACAUGCCACCUUCUUACAAAAUGGAAUUACAAAUUGCAUUUUUCAAAAAAAAGCUUAAUCGUUGGUUGGUCCUUGGCAAUUUUAUGUAAUUGUUCGAUUCUCUUCGGACUCACGAACAAGAACAUAUCCCUAGGUCUCUCCGUUCUUUAUUUGGCCCUCAGUAGAACAUGCUGGGCAUUAGGUAUUGCCUGGCUUGUAGUUGCAUGCACUACGAAUAAUGGCGGUAUCGUGAACAAAAUCUUAUCGCUGGAUAUUUUCGUCCCUUUCAGUAAAUUAACGUAUGGUGCUUAUCUCCUUAAUCCUGUUACUAUACUUUUGGCUUACUCUUUAAAUUAUUAUGUUUUAUACAUUAAUAUCGUCACCUUUGGCAUUUACUCCAUUGCAAUGAUUACUUGUAGUUUCAGUGCUUCUGUUCUGUUAUCCGCAACAACUGAAAUGCCGUUUAUAUCACUUCUGCGAUUGAAUAUUAGUGCACGAAGCAGAACGAAUGAAGGUGGUAGCAAAAAUUAGUCUCAGUCGUCCAAUUAUCAAACUUAUGACAAGAACUUGGCCUUUCAUGUGUCGAAAUAUUGAAAAACAUAUCUUUAUGGCAGUGAUCUCUGAACCUAAUGUAAUUGAAUGUUUCAUAACGUUUCCUGGCUCAUUAUUUAUAAUGUUGUUUAAUUUAUUAAAAUGCCUGGGAAGAAGAAUUAAUUAAGGGAAUCACUUGCGGCAAAAUCUUACACGUUCUUCUUUAUUGACGAGGAUAUUGUACAUAGGAAAGUGAUUUUGACGAAAAAAUAAGUUCAUAUACAAAUAAAUAUAGAUCAUUGAAAAAGGAGAAAAAGUCAUUGCCUUGCAGUACACAGGUGACCUUCUCGCAGUUGUUUUUCGUACCUAACACUGCCAGUUGCCUUGCGUGUUAAAAACCAAAGCCUCAGAGAACACAAUAAAAAACGUGUGGAUAAUGAUACAAGAUUACAUUACAAGACCAUGAAGUGAGCAAAAAAUGAUCGAAACCUAAUCCAUUAUUCAGGAUUUAAAUGCACAUAGUGUUCGAGACGAGAAAGUGAUGUAGCAGCAAAGAUUAUUUGCUGCAAAGAAGGGAGGCUGACAAAGAUUAUUUAUCAGUACGAAUAACUGUCACACUUAAUUUAAGCGGACGAAGUCCGAUAA
Messenger RNA from Bombus impatiens (common eastern bumble bee), 3252 nucleotides. Its product is annotated as nose resistant to fluoxetine protein 6-like. Bases 439 to 2607 code for a protein of 722 amino acids. Gene Ontology annotation, molecular function: acyltransferase activity, transferring groups other than amino-acyl groups. The record is from RefSeq and is a predicted model, not a curated record. The transcript is spliced from 14 exons. NCBI's taxonomy places the organism in Eukaryota, Metazoa, Arthropoda, Insecta, Hymenoptera, Apidae.